Opisthocomus hoazin is the source of this 876-nucleotide messenger RNA. It is a transcript of the gene IYD, whose product is annotated as iodotyrosine deiodinase. The record is from RefSeq and is a predicted model, not a curated record. Gene Ontology annotation, cellular component: plasma membrane. Gene Ontology annotation, molecular function: oxidoreductase activity. NCBI's taxonomy places the organism in Eukaryota, Metazoa, Chordata, Aves, Opisthocomiformes, Opisthocomidae.
AUGGCACUCCUUUCUUCUCUAACCCCAGUCUUUAUAGCCAUUAUAUGUGUUUUGAUUGGGGUAAUAUUGAAGAAGACUAACAGAGAGAAGGAAAAACAUGAGACUAAAAGCAAGCCCCUGUCUCGCCCAUGGGUGGAUGAAGAUUUAAAAACUGGUACUGACCACCACUUGGAGGAAGAAGAGGUUGAUGAAGAGUGGCAAGGAGUUGAUGAAAAUGUUGCCCAUGUCCCCUUCCUCGCAGAGCGCUACUCUGAGGCUGAAAUGAUUAAAAGGUCACAGAUGUUCUAUGAGCUUCUUAAUAAGAGGCGGUCUGUCAGGUUUCUCAGUGAUGAGCCAGUCCCCAGGGAGGUUAUCGAUAAUGUCAUCAGAACAGCAGGUACUUCACCCAGUGGAGCGCACACUGAGCCCUGGACCUUUGUGGUAGUGCAAGAUCCAUACUUAAAACACAAGAUUCGUGAGAUAGUCGAAGAAGAAGAAGAGAUCAACUACAAAAGGAGGAUGGGAGACAGAUGGGUUAAUGAUCUGAAAAGACUGAGAACAAACUGGAUCAAAGAGUACUUGGACACUGCUCCCUAUCUAAUCCUCAUUUUCAAGCAAGUAUAUGGGUGGCUUCCAAAUGGCAAAAAGAAGACCCACUACUACAAUGAAAUCAGUGUUUCUAUUGCAUGUGGUAUCCUGCUUGCUGCACUGCAGAACGCAGGUCUGUACACCGUGACCUCCACACCCCUCAACUGCGGCCCCCAACUCCGGGUGCUGCUCCAGCGCCCAGCUAAAGAGAAGCUACUCUUGCUGCUCCCUGUUGGCUACCCCAAGAAAGGCGCUACUGUGCCUGCGCUGACCCGAAAGCCGCUGGAAGACAUCAUGGUGGUCGUGUGA